UAAGGUCUGGUGAUGGAGAUGUGACAAAACAGGGUUGAACAAAGGCUGAAAAUGGUGUUUUCUUUCCCUAGGGAUCUUUCCAACAACAAGAUCAGUGGUUUAGAUGUUCAGCUAUUCAGAAGCCUGACUUCGCUGGCAAAGCUAGAUAUAAGCCACAACCAGAUUUCUACAUUAGAAGAUGGAAUAUUUGAUAAUUUAUUUAAUUUAAGUGAAAUAAACUUAAGUUGGAAUCCAUUUGUUUGUGACUGCAAACUGUCCUGGUUGCCCCGCUGGUUGGAAGACAGAAAAGUGAGAGUUCUUGAGGCGUCAGACACGAGAUGUGCCCACCCCCCCGAGGUGGCAAACCUGUCCCUCUUCGACGUCCCGUUCCCCAAUGCCACCUGUGGAGCUCAGUACAUCACGUGUCUGACAAGCAACCACACGGAAGGGGCUGAACUUGUCGUCCUCUUCACGUCUGUCCACGCCAGGAACCUCAGCGAGGAGACCUGCAGUGCCCUGUGCUACGCCCAAGACCAGGAGUACGGAGGUUUCAGCUCCCUGGGGCAGUGUCUGUGUGGAACUGCCCAUGAAACAAACUCUUCCUCUGGCUGUUUGCCAUUUUGCACUGAGCAUUUGUCCGGGCAGGGCUGUGGUGGCCCGUCACUCGUCCCCUCGCCCUUCCAGGCACAGCUGCCUGUGUCUUUCACAGGACUCCAGCCCCGGUACAGCCUACACCAGGCUGUGCUCUUCAAUGUCAGUAUUCCCAUCGCUGUCAGCACUUUACUGUGGGAAUUUGGGGACCAGACAGAGGUUCUCAACACCACUGGAAAUGCAGCUGUGCACACGUAUGCCUUACCCGGGCGGUACAAUGUCACUGCCACCAUCCUGGUGGGCACCAAGGUCUUGUACGAGCAGGCAGAAGUUGAGGUGGUGGCUUCACCCCAACAGCUGGAGCUGCAGUGUCCUUCCUUGGUCAAGACGAAUGAGAGUCUGGACAUCCAGAUCCGCAACAGAGGCGGCACCGGCCUCGUGGUGCUGUACGGGAUCACACAGGCUGGAGAGCUGGGCAGGGCAGUUCACCCCAUGUGCCCCCCCGAUGGCUUGGUGUUCCCGGGCAAUAACCACUGCUACCAGCUGGUGGUGGAGAAGGCGGAGUGGCUGGAGGCCCAGCGGCACUGCCAGGAGCACGACAAUGGAGAGCUGGCUUUUGUCAGCAGCCCCGAGAUCCAGAGCUUCUUGGUUGCUCGUGUCAUCAGCCAGCCCAGCUAUGAACUCCACCAGCAAUUUCUCUUUACAGUACCAGCUGGCCCCUCUUCCCAGUAUCAGGUCUCAUUCAGAAAAGAAAAUAUCUUUGUCAGGGCUGGGGAUGUCUUCAGCAUCCAGCACAAUGCAGGCUCAGGCUCCUUCCUGCGGUGCCAGCCCAGUGCCACAUCCCCAUCCAGAGCCAACGUGCUCCGUGUGAACUCCUCCGAGUGGGCGCUGGGCCCGUCCGAGGGCUCCGUGGGCCCCCCCCGGGUGAACAGCACCGUGUGCUCGCUGCGUGUCCGCUAUGCCGAGGAGCAGCUGGUCCCGGUGCUCAGCCCCCACAACGCGGGGCUGGACCAGCCUGGUCUCUACACGGUCAGAGCCAGCGUGGACAGCGGGGUCUUCAGCGCCAACCUGUCCUGCAGCUUCCGGGUGGCCUCACGGGUGUCAGGCCUGCGUGUCAUCCACCCCGCUCCCCAGGGCAGCAGGGUCUACCUGCCCACCAACCACACCACCCUGGUGCUCAAACUGUCCUCGGGGGUGAACGCCACGGCCACCUGGCUGGGGGACAACCACAGCGUGCCCUUCACGGGGGCCUGCCCGGCGGCCGUGGCACCGCUCACGGCGCAGUGUGCCAGGGACAACAACGACACCUGGUUCGCUGUGGUGCAGCUGAGCGGCCUCAGGGAGGGGCUCAGCACCCACGUGCUGGUGGCGGAGAACGAAGUGAGCUCCCAGAACAUCACGGUCACGGUGAAGGUGGAGGAGCCGAUCCGCGGGCUGAGGGCCACCCCCGACCCCGAGAGCAGGGUCCUGCUGAACACACGGGUGAGCUACAUCCCUGUGAUGGAGGCUGGGUCAGAUGUGACUUUCCGAUGGACAGUAGAUGAUAAGCCAUCUUUCACUUUUUACAAUGUUGUCUUCAACGUUAUCUACCAAAGCCCAGCCGUGUACAAGCUUUCGCUCACCGCCUCCAACCACGUCAGCAACUUCACGGUCAAUUACAACGUCACGGUGGAGAUGAUGAAUAAGAUGAAGAACCUGACAGUGGUGGGUGUCCUGCCAGUCCUGCCCCAGAACAGCACCGUGGAGCUCACGGCGAGGGUGCACGUUGAUUCGGCUGUGGAGGCUCUGUUCCUGUGGGAUUUUGGAGAUGGUGUCCAGGAGACAUACCUGUUCAAACCUCCCUACAACAAGUCUUUCCUUGUUCCUGAUCCCAGUGUCCAUGAGGUUGUCAUUGAGCACAAUGUUUCACACAUCUACCAAGACCCAGGAGAAUAUGCCCUGAUGGUUGUCGUGUCCAACCAGUUCGAGAACCUCACACACUUGACCCCAGUUCACGUCCACAGUUACCUGGUUGACGUGAAGGUGGAAGCAGAGGAGGAAGUUUUAGUCGUGAGCCGCCCGGUGACCUUCCGAGCCCAUCCCCUGCCAUCCCCCUAUGGUGUCGUGUACACCUGGGACUUCGGGGACAGGUCCCCCCUGCUCACAGAGUUCCAGCCUACAGUGACCCACAGCUACGCCCAGAGAGGGGUGUACAACGUCACCGUGACAGCCAACAACACCGUGAGCAGUGUGGAGACAGUGGAGUGCUACCAGGUGUUUGAGGAGAUCACUGGGCUCCGUGUUUCCGCGGGCGAGGCAGCAGAGCUGGGAGCGUCUGUCACCAUCAACGCCUCCGUGCAGACCGGGGACAGCAUCACCUGGGUGUUCGACCUGGGGGACGGGACGGUGCUGAGGAGUCAGGAGCCAGUGGUAGAACACGUGUACAUAAAGGACAUCAACUGCACUGUGAAUGUGACUGCUGUGAAUCCCGUGAACUCCAUCUCCCAGGCUGUUCCUGUUCGGAUAUUUGUCCUGGAAGUGCUCAAAAUAGAGCCAGCUUCUUGCAUCCUGGAGCACCCGGACGUGCAGCUCACCGCGUACGUGACGGGGAAUCCUGAGGAGUACAUCUUUGACUGGACUUUUGGAGAUGGCUCCUCUAAUGUCACAGUCAGGGGGGACCCUGGGGUGAGGCACAACUUCACCCGAAGCGGGACGUUCCUGCUCUCCCUGACUCUCUCCAGCAGGUUUAACAAGGCUCACUAUUUCACCAGUGUCUGUGUGGAGCCAGAGAUAGUCAAUGUCACCCUUCUCCCUUCCAAGCACUUUGUGAGGCUUGGGGAAGAGAGUACCUUCCAGGUCAGUGCCGUGCCUCCCUACCAGUACCGCUACCGCUGGGAUUUCGGGAACAACGAGUCCGCCAGAUCGAGUGGGACCGAGGUGACCUACACCUACAAGAACACAGGGGUCUUCCUGGUCACAGUGACUGUCUCCAACAACGUCUCUUUCAACAACGACACAGCAUUUGUGGAAGUCCAGGAACCAGUUGGGGUAGCGAAGAUUGAAUAUAAUGGGACAGAUGUUUUGGAGCUGAACCAGAUCUACCUGUUCUCUGCCAGCAUGAAUGGAACCAAAGUGAGUUACUGCUGGGACUUUGGAGAUGGCACUACCCAGCCUGGGCAAGUCGCCACCCACUCCUACAACAGCACGGGCCGUUACAGCAUUACCGUGAUGGGCCAGAACGACGUGAGCUCUAACGAGACCACCAUCGACGUCACCGUGAAACGUCGCCUCUUUGGCCUCACCAUCAAUGCCAGCAGGACAGUGGUGCCACUGAAUGGGUCGGUGAGUUUUGUAGCCACCCUCGUGGCUGGCACUGCCAUCCGCUACUCGUGGAUCCUCUGCGAUCGGUGCACUCCUAUCCAAGGCUCCUCCACAAUUUCCUACACCUUCCGGUCCGUGGGCACGUUCAACGUCAUUGUGACAGCAGAGAACAAGAUCAGCUCGUUGCAGGACAGCAUCUACGUCUACGUCCUGGAGCAGAUUGAGGGCCUGCAGGUGGCCAGCGGUGACCUGGUGGAGGACAUGUAUUUCCCAACAAACAAAACACUCCAUUUGCAGGCCGUGGUGAGAGAGGGAACAAACAUCUCCUACAGCUGGGUAGUCCAGCGGGAUGGCAAUGCUGUGCAGACCUCCUCUGGGAAAACUUUCUCCUUUAGCGUCCCUGAAGCUGGGAACUACACUGUCUAUCUGAAGGCCACCAAUAUGCUGGGAUGUGCCACUGUUAACAGGACACUGGAGUUUGUUGAAAGCCUUGGUCUCCUAAAGCCCUACGCCUUCCCCAACCCAGCUGCUAUUAAUGCCUCUGUUAACAUAAGUGCCACCAUAACCAGUGGCACUGGCAUCACGUACGUGUGGUACCUCGAGGAUGGCUCCUCUCCUGUUACUUCUGAACCCUUCAUUAUACACUCCUUCCAAAGCCCUGGGGUCAUCGAGGUCAUCGUCGGAGCAGAAAACAAGCUGAAUUCAACCAAUUCAACAAUUUCUAUCUGUGUAGAGGAGGUUAUAGAGGGGCUGAGUAUAGGGACAGCAGAGCUGGACUGUAGGUAUGUCUCAUCAGGCUCCACGGUGGUCUUUGAGGGGGAGCUGCAGAAAGGGACUGAAGUGACCUGGCUUUGGGAGGUGCCCAAUGGCACCUUGACUGGCCAGUCUGUGGCAGUCACAUUCCCUACAGCGGGGCUUUAUACAGUCCAUCUGAACGCAUCCAACGACAUCAGCUGGGCUCUGGCCAGCAGGAAUAUCUCAGUGCUGGACAGGAUCCAAGGUCUGGAAGUUCUCGCCAGCAAGAAGGUGGUGGAGCCAGGGGAGCAGGUCACCUUUGUGAUCAGGAUGUUGUCAGGUACCUCUGUGAGUUACCUGGUGAGCAUAAGCGGGGACUACUCUGUGGUGCUCAACGGGUCCAGGUACACCCAUGAGUUCACCAAGAGCGGUGAUUACCUGGUGACUGUGACUGUGCAGAACCAGAUCAGCAUCGCACACGCCCAGGUGCUCAUCUCUGUCCUGGAGGCCAUCCGGGAUGUCAGGCUCCUGAACUGCUGUGAGGAGGGCAUCCCCACAGGCACAGAGAAGAGCCUCAGUGCCCGCGUGGGGAGCGGCUCCCGUGUGUCCUUCUCCUGGCGGUUCUCCCUGUGGAAAGAGCAAGGUCGGUCUGUGGUCACUGUGUCAGGAGAGAGUGUUUCCUACACUCCAGAAGCUGCAGGGCUGCUUGAGAUUCACCUCAGUGCCUUCAAUGACUUGGGAAGUGUCAAUAUCACCAGAACCAUCCAGGUCCAAGACCCGAUAGUCCAGGUCUCCCUCUCUGCCUCCAAUGCCUUUGUCAACAGGACGGCGCUGUUCGAAGCCACGGUGGUGCCCAGCAGCAGGAGCGUUGAGUUCUUGUGGAGCUUUGGGGAUGGUUCUUCCACUCAAACAACCAGGGUUGCAGUGGCCAACUAUUCCUACCUGAGUCCCGGGGAUUACCUGGUGGAGGUGAAUGCCACCAAUCUCAUCAGCUUCUUCAUAGCCCAGCUCACUGUCACCGUCAAAGUCCUGGAGUGCGAGGAGCCGGAGGUGGAGUUGGCCUUGCCCCCCCAGGUAGUCAUGAAGCGAUCCCAGAGGAACUAUCUGGAGGCACAGAUUGACCUCCGAGGGUGCAUCAAGUACCAGACAGAGCACCUGUGGGAGAUCUACCGAGCACCCAGCUGCAUGGACCUGGAUGACUCCAGCAGGAUCCGGCUGCCGAACGUUGACGUGAACAGGCCCCAGCUGGUUAUCCCAAAGCUCGCCCUGCACGUUGGGAACUAUUGCUUCAUGUUUAUUGUCUCCUUUGGAGAUACCCCCCUGUCCAAAAGCAUCUUUGCCAAUGUGACUGUGAUCCCAAGUAAGCUGGUCCCAAUCAUUGAUGGGGGGUCAUACCGUGUAUGGUCCAACACUCAGGACUUAAUCUUGGACGGGGAGAAGUCCUACGACCCGAACUUGGAUGACGGCGAACAGACCCCACUGUUGUACGAGUGGUCCUGUACGUACUCCUCCAAGCAGAGCUCGGCUGCAGGGUGCUCUCUGAAUUUCAGUGCCAGUGAAGGAAUUGUCACAAUUCCCAAAGCUGAAUUAGAAGCAGAUGUGGCGUACACGUUCGACCUCACCGUCAGGAAGGGGGACAUGAGUCCUGAGGCCACCAACCAAACCGUGUUCAUCAAAAGGGGAGGAGUCCCUAUCGUGUCCCUGGAGUGUGUUUCCUGCAAGGCUCAGUCUGUCUACGAAGUCAGCAAGAGCUCCUACGUCUACCUGGAGGGGACCUGCCAGAACUGUCACAACGACUCCAAGCUUGGGAGAUGGGCAGCACACAGCUUUAAGAACAGGUCUCUCAUCCUGGACAAAACGACGACCUCCACUGGGGACACGGGGAUGAACCUGGUGCUGAGGCCGGGGGCACUGAAGGAUGGCGAGGGCUACACCUUCACCCUGCACAUCACAGACCUCACCACGGGGGAGGAGGGCUUCGCCUCCAUCGACCUGCUCCCCAACCAGCCCCCCAAGGGGGGAGAGUGCUUCCUGUCUCCCCAAGGACCCCUCAGGGCGCUCAUGACCAAGGUGCACUUUGAGUGUGCAGGCUGGCGGGACACGGAGGACGCGGAGGCCCCGCUGGUGUACAUCCUGCUGGCCUCGCGCCGCCGCCGCGGCCACUUCCACGAGUUCUGCCUCUACAAGGGCAGCCGGGCCGAGCACGGCGCCUUCCUGCCCCCCGGCUUCCACGAGAGCGGCUUCCAGGUGUCCGUGUCCGUCCUCGUGCAGGACCAGCUGGGAGCCACCGUGGUGGCCAUUAACAGCUCCAUGGAAAUUGGCUUACCUGAGGGCUUUCCCAGCCUUUCUCACUGGCUCUACAACCAAACUGACACUGUGCUCCAGGGAUUGGUGAAACAAGGGGACCCUCAGCAGGUCAUUGAGUACUCCCUGGCCCUCAUCACCAUCUUAAAUGAGUAUGAGAGAUCCAUGCUUCUGGAACCUGAGGCUGGGAAUGAAUUUGAGCUCCGGACCUGGACUCGCAACAACAUCACGGAGACCCUGAACUCUCUGAAGGUGAACACUGUUGAUGACAUCCAGCAGAUCUCGGCGGCCCUGGCGCAGUGCACGGUGGCGAGCAAGGAGCUGGUGUGCAAGUCAUGCCUGACAAGGACCUUGAACAAGCUGGAGACCAUGAUGACCAUUCUGCAGGGGGAAACAACCCAGGGCACUGUGACUCCAACUGGCAUUGCUGACAACAUCCUCAACAUCACAGGUGACCUAAUCCACCUUGUCAAUACGGUUUCACAAGAAUCCAAGCCCCAGGAGCUGCUUGCUGAUUCCCACAACUUGCUGCUGGCUCCCAAAGCCUACAACCUGUCCUCCAGCCUGAUGCGCAUCCUCAUGAAGUCCCGAGUGCUGAACGAAGAGCCCCUUGAGCUGGUGGGAGGAGAAAUUAAGGCCACAGGCAAGAGGUCUGACCCCUUUAACUUGCUUUGCUACGAAAACACACCAAACUGCCAGUUCUCCAUCCCCCAGGCCUUCAACUCCACCCUUUCCAACCUGACGGAUGUCAUUCAAGUCAUGUUCCAAGUGGACUCCAAUCCUUUCCCUUUUGGUUACAUCAGCAACUACACUGUGUCCACCAAGGUGGCCUCCAUGGAGUUCCAGACACACAAUGGGGUGCAGAUCCCCAUCGGGAGCCUGGACUCAGAGAAAGCCAUCACUGUGAUGGUGUCAAACAACACAGAUCCCGACAACCUCGCUGCUGGCACGGAAGUCAUCGAGCCAAGGACGUCUGUGAACCUGAUUGUGAACAUGGAGAGCAACAACAGAGAAGCAGGACUGCAUUUCCAGCUCACCUACAGAGUCCUCAAUGAUCACUACCUUGCCAGCGAGCCCGAGCCGUUCAUCAUGGCCUAUCUCCAUCACGAGCCCCAGCCCAACGAGCACAACUGCACUGCCUCCAAGAAAAUUGGCCUGGAUGCCCUGGCUGGAAGUGACCACAAACUCUACACCUUCUUCACCUCACCCAGAACGGAUGAUCCCAUCCAGAGAUACUACCUGAACAUCACCAACCACUUCAGCUGGUCUCCGGUGGAGGUGACGCUGGGGCUCUACACGUCCCUGUGCCAGUACUUCAGCGAGCGGGAGAAACGCUGGAAAACAGAAGGAAUUGUCCCCCUGGAGGAGACCAGGCCAGACCAGGCCGUGUGCUUAACCCAGCACCUCACCGCCUUUGGGGCCAGCCUGUUUGUGCCCCCAAACUCUGUCCAGUUCAUCUUCCCUGCCCCGGGCCCGGGCCUGAACUACAUCGUCCUGCUGACGUGUGCCGUGUGCUUCGUGACCUACUCGGUGGCUGCGCUGAUCGUGCACAAGCUGGACAUGAUCGACCUGCACCGGGUGGGAGUGAUUCCCUUCUGCGGGAAGAACGGGAUGUACAAAUACGAGAUCCUGGUGAAGACGGGCUGGGGCAGAGGAUCAGGUACCACGGCCCACGUGGGGAUCGCCCUGUACGGGGUGGACAACAAGAGUGGUCACAGACACCUGGAUGGGGACAACGCCUUCCACCGCAACAGCCUGGACGUGUUCCAGAUCGCCACGGAGCGCAGCCUCGGCAGCAUCUGGCGCAUCCGCAUCUGGCACGACAACAAAGGACUCAGCCCCUCCUGGUACCUGCAGCACGUCAUCGUGCGGGACCUGCAGAGCAGCAAGAGCUACUUCUUCCUGGUGAACGACUGGCUGUCGGUGGAGAGCGAGGACAACGAUGGCAUGGUGGAGAAGGAGGUGUUUGCUGCCAGUGAGACGGAGCUGAGGAGCUUCUCGCGGAUCUUCGUGGCGGAGCUGCAGCGAGGCUUCUUCGAGAAGCACGUGUGGCUGUCGCUGUGGGACCGCCCGCCCCGCAGCCGCUUCACCCGCGUCCAGAGGGCCACCUGCUGCUCCCUCCUCAUCUUCCUCUUCCUCUGCGCCAACGCCGUGUGGUACGGCGUGGUGGGCAACGUCCACCUCAGCAAUGUGGCCGUUUCCAACCUGAUCCCUGUGAGUGUGGACACAGUGGCUGUUGGUCUGGUGUCCAGCGUGGUGGUUUAUCCCCUCUACCUGGUCAUUUUAUUUCUCUUCAGGAUGGCUCGUGGCAAGGUCUCCAUCAGCCACACAGUGACUCACUCAGACCAGCAGUCCUUGGAGAUUGACAACUACCUGGACUCCUCAAUCCUAGACAGCUCCUUCCCCACCUUCCCCGGGCUGCAGGCAGAGGCCUUCUCUGAGCAAACCAAAACAGAUCUGUUCUUGGAGGACUCCAAAAGCCUGGUGCGAUGGCCCUCCAGUGAGGCCCUGCUCAGCUGGCCAGACCUCCUCAGUGACCCCUCCAUCAUGGGCAACACCAUCCAGAAGCUGAAGAGAGGCCAGGCCAGCCGCCACCUCGGGCUUGAGGCCCCACUGGCCACCGAGGAGGACAGUUUGUCCCUUGGCAUUCACCAGGGACAGCCUCGGUACUUCUCUGCCUCAGACGAGGAUCUGAUCCGGCAGAUCCUGGCGGAUGGAGCCAGCGGCAUCUCCCACUCCCAGGACCUGGGGCCGUACAUGAGGGCUGAAACAGAUCUGAUCUCAGGCCUGUCCAGCGUGUUCGGGGAGAAGGUGGAGACUGUCAUGAUGCAGAAGCUGAACGACAAAGGGCAGAGCAUGGCAGCUCCUCCCAGGGAAGUGAGCAGAUCAGCCAAGUCCACGUGGACAGUUGCAGACCAAACAUUCAGGAAACGCUUGCUCCCACCCUGGUGCUCCUACCUGGCUCAUGGCAUCAGCCUCCUGCUCUUCGCCACCUCCACGGGGGUCUCCGUGUGGAUCGGGGUGGGCUUUUCCUCCAGCGUGGCCCUCAUGUGGCUCAUCUCAGGGAUAUUCAGCUUUCUGGCAUCCUUCCUGGUCUGGGAGCCCCUGAAGGUGCUGCUGGAAGCCCUGUAUUUCUCCCUGGUUGCCAAGCGCCUGCACCCCGAGGAGGACGACACGCUGGUGGAGCAGCCCUGCGUGGAACACGUGUCGGAGAAGAUCAGCAAAGUGCGGCCCCCGCAGGGCUUCGCCCUCUUCCAGGCCAAGGAGGAGGCCAGGAAGGUCAAACUGCUGCACAGGAUGCUGAAGAAUUUCCUCAUCUACAUGAUGUUCUUGCUGGUGAUCCUGCUCACCAACUAUGGGGACACGUCCCGAACCAGCCGGGCCUUCCUCCUGCAGAGCUCCAUCAAGCAGCAGCUGGGCAGCAACGAAUUCCUCCUCAUCAAGAGGUCGGAUCAGUUCUGGCUCUGGAUGUCGCGGGUGUUCCUCCCGUACCUGCACAACAACGGGUCGGGCCAGGAGAGCCACAGCACCACGCUGGGCACGGCCCGGCUGCGCCAGCUCCGCCUGCAGGAGGCCAAGUGUCAUGCCCAGGACAUCCUGCCCGGCGUGGGCAGGGCCCAGAGGAGCUGCACUGACCAGCACAGCUUUGCCACCGCUGACUAUGGCACAGGCUGGGAGAGGGCAGCGGGGAACGUGACGGCGGCGUGGGCCCACUCCCCACCUGACCUGGCAGGGAUCUGGUACUGGGGUUACCUCUCCUUCUACGACAGCAGCGGGUACGUGCAGGAGCUGGGCCCUUCACUGGAGGAGAGCCGGGCCCAGCUGGACUUCCUGCAGCAGCACACGUGGAUCGACAACAUGAGCCGGGCAGUGUUUGUGGAGCUGCUGCAGUACAACCCCAGCGUGGACCUGCACGUGGCCAUCACCCUGCGCCUGGAAUUCCCGGGAUCCGGCCAGGCCAUCGCCGCCCUCACCAUCAGCCCCUUCCCGCUGCUGCGGCUCAGCGGGGGGGUCACCCUGCAGCUGCUCAUGAUGGUCUUCCUCAUGAUGUUUGUGGUUUACUUCGUGGUGUCGGAGUCGCUGUCCAUCAAGAAAGAAGGCAGAGCCUACUUCACCCAGUGGGGCAACUACGGCCAGUGGCUCUUCAUCCUGCUCACCACGAGCACUGUGGUGGUUCACCUCAGCCAGGCCACCCUCGCUGACCAGCAGUGGCUCAAGUACCUCAACAACCGCAGGGGCUUCACCAACUUCUACCAGGUGGCCUUUCUCAGCUCCGUGUUCAGCAGCCUGGCCGCGUCCCUGCUCUUCCUCCUGACUGUGCAGGCUGCCCAGCAGCUGCGCUUCGUCAGGCAGUGGUCAGUGUUUGGGAAGACCUUCCAGAAGUCGGCCAAGGAGCUCACAGCUGCAGGGGUGGCCUUCGCCCUCCUCCUCCUGGCCUACGCCCAGCUCGGCUUCCUGCUCUUCUCCUCCUCCACCGAGUCGUUCCGCACCGUGGGCAGCAGCCUCCUGCUGCUGCUGGCCCUGCUCCGGGGCAGCGGGAGCCUCCGGCCCUGCCUGCCCGAGGCCUCGGGCCUCUACUGCCUCUUCUGCACCAGCUACAUCGUCCUGGAGGUGUGGAUCGUGCUGAGGCUGCUCACGGUGGUGCUGAUCCACAGCUACCGCGAGAUGCACUUUGAGCUGUACCGACCUGCCUUCGAGCCCCAGGACUACGAGAUGGUGGAGCUGUUCGUGCGCAGGCUCAAGAUGUGGAUGGGCUUCAGCAAAGCCAAGGAGUUCCGGCACAAGGUGAGGUUCGAAGGGAUGGAGCCGCUGCCCUCCCGCGACUCCAGUGACUCCAAGUCCUUCCGGGGCCCCACUCCCAGCGCUGCCUCCGACAGCUCCAGGGCCUCCACGUCCUCCAGCCAGCUGGACGGGCUGAGCCUCGUGCUGAGCACCCGGGACAGCCUGGAAGUGGACGCCGACAUCCAGCGCCUCCUUUCCCUCUUCGAGAUGCUGCUGGCCCAGUUCGACCGCGUCAACCAGGUGACGGAGGACGUGUCCCGCAUCGAGCUGCUCCUGGAGGGCUCCCGGGGCCGCUCCCGGAGGAGACCCCGCGGCCCCGAGGACGGGCUGGGCAGGGGCUGUUUGGGCGGCUCGGAGCGGGGACCCUCCCCCGAGGUGUCGGACACGGACGUGCAGCCCCCGCGGUCCCCGCGCGGUGCCGGGGCCGUGCCGGGCGGCCGGGGCUCGGUGCCCAGCCGGCUCCUGCGGGCGAGCCGGGGCGUCAGCGCGGUGGCCCCGGGCAAACCCUGCGCUGUGGCCGCGCCGGCCGUCAGGAGGAAGCGGCCCCUCCGCGCCAAGAACAGGGUGCACCCCACGGUCAAGUAACCGCGCGUGGGUUAUGGGUGCGGGAGCGAUGCCCUGGCGGGGCACAGGGAGGGUUCGCCAGGGUGGGCUGUGCCCGCCCUGCAGCCUCGGGAGCUGCCCCGCGGCUGGGCCGGCCGGGGCACACGGGGCUCUCCCCCACGCCGCUGGCACGGCCACCAGCCUUCCUGGACCCCCGGGGGCGUUCCAGUGUUACAGAGCGGGGAGAAGGCCGAGCCUUUCCCCUGGGGCCGGGCAGGUGCAGGAGAUCCCCGUUGGAGCGGGGGCCGGGGUGGGUGUUAAGUGGCCCCAGCUGCGGGUGGUGACGGGGGUGGGCACUGGGCGAGUGGGGCGAAGCUCAGCCCCUUCCCUGCUGGCUGUGCCGGAUGGGAAAGGACAGGAGAGCCCCAGGCCUCAAAGGUUUGAACCAAGUCUUGGAUUUUUGUCGACCAGACACACUGUGGAGGAAAGCAACAGCUUUCGAGAAGGUAUUUAACCCACCUUGUUUUUUAAGCAUAAAUAGAUAUAUAGAUAAAUGCUAUCUACGGCCAGAUCAGUUAAUUUCCAGUAUUGGCUACUUUUAUCCUCCAGAAAUUGGUACUAUUAUUUGUAUUUAAAGAAAUCCAAUAUUUAAAACAAAGGACAUUGCAAGCUCCAGCGAGCCUGGCCAGGCUGGGGGGGACAGGGAGCAGCAGCUCAGCCCGAGGGCUUUGAGACCCUGGGGCUGCUCCAGCCUCCUCCAAUUUGGGGUUCCCAAGGUGCUGGUGUCACCAUGGUCCCCACCCAUCCCUGUCCCCCCACCAUGGCCCCUGGGCACCCCUGGCUGCUUGGCUUCUCUAACCCAAGGAAUGUAUUGCCCUAAGUAUAUGUAUUUUUUUGGUUUACUUGUUCCUAUGUACUGCCCAGCACUUUAAACAAGGCUUUCCUCGGCUACAGUGACACGUGCAAGCUAAGAACGGGAUAAUAUAUCACAAAAGCAGUAUUUUGUUUGUUUAAAUCAUAAACUGAAAUGGGCAGUGAGGAGGCGAGCGCAGCCCCUGCUCAGGCAGCACCUUCCCUACAGCACAAAGGAGCUCCUGAGGGAGGUUUUUCGGGGUCCCUGCAGCCCUGCCCCCCGGGACUGGCCGUGUGCUGGGCUACAGCUGCUGGGCUACAGCUGGGCUGUGCCACGGGGCACCCCCAGCUCACAGCACGGGGGUGCAGAGCAGGGCCUGGGCCCCCCACGGGGUCUGCGUUCCCCUCCUCAGCCCCAUUUCACCUUAUGGCUAUUGUAAGUAAUUUAUAUGGGGUGUGUUUGGUUUUUAAAUGUAUAUAUUUUUGUAUGUUUGCUAUAUUUUCAUAGCAUCGGUACCGUG
Molecule: messenger RNA, 13607 nt
Organism: Lepidothrix coronata (blue-crowned manakin)
Lineage: Eukaryota; Metazoa; Chordata; Aves; Passeriformes; Pipridae
Gene: PKD1
Product: polycystin 1, transient receptor potential channel interacting
Exons: 42
Coding region: 52-12276 (4074 amino acids)
Biological process (GO): kidney development
Cellular component (GO): membrane
Molecular function (GO): protein binding
Source: RefSeq, a predicted model, not a curated record